AGCAGAGCGCAUCGACUGUUCUGCACUUCUUCACCGCGCAACGAUUCGGAGUUCAACUCUAAUUUAUAUCGUUUGUUAUAUUGCUAUAACUCCGAUGGUAGCCUACUUUGUAACAACACAGUAAGAUUAUAAUAUCGGCUGUUCUUUUCUUGAACAUUUCUAUUAGUUUGUCCGUUGUAGCCUAGUCGCCUAUUUAUCUAACGAACCGCAGAGUUAGAGCGCCGACAGGUGAAGAUGGCGAGGGGACUGGUGUUGGGGACUGUAUCCCCGGCGGCUGGCGGCCCUACACAGUUUGCGUUGCUGCUGUUAUACCCCCUAAUCUGCGGCCUCUCGGCGCAGGGCCAGGAAGUGCCCACCAACGGGGUGAAUGGCUACAACCUGCAUCCACCUUAUUUUAACCUGGCGGAAGGGACCAAAAUCACGGCGACGGCGACCUGCGGAGAGGGGGACAAUGGAAGGUCGAUACACGACUUGUAUUGCAAGCUGGUCGGGGGGCCAGUGUCAGGGGACCCGAGUCACCAGAGCCAAACUAUCCAAGGCCAGUACUGUGAUACGUGCGCCAUGGGGGACAGUGACAGAGCACAUCCCAUCACCAAUGCCAUCGACGGGACAGAGCGGUGGUGGCAGAGCCCUCCUCUCUCCCGCAGCACAGAGUUCAACGAGGUCAACGUCACCUUGGACCUGGGACAGCUCUUCCACGUGGCCUAUGUCCUGAUCAAGUUUGCCAACUCUCCUCGACCAGACCUCUGGGUGCUAGAACGUUCCACCGACUUUGGAGAGACCUACCAGCCCUGGCAGUUCUUCGCUUCUUCUAAGAGAGACUGCAUUGAGCGCUUCGGACAGCAAACCACCGAACGGAUCAACUCUGACAACGACGUCAUCUGUACCACUGAAUACUCCCGCAUCGUACCCCUGGAGAAUGGAGAGGUGGUGGUGUCUCUAGUCAACGGGCGUCCCGGGGCUAUGAACUUCUCUUACUCUCCAGUCCUGAGGGAUUUCACCAAGGCCACCAACAUCCGCCUCCGUUUCCUCAGAACCAACACCCUCCUGGGACACCUGAUGGGCAAGGCCCUCCGCGACCCCACCGUCACACGCAGGUACUACUACAGUAUCAAGGACAUCAGUAUCGGAGGACGCUGUGUGUGUAACGGACACGCUGAAGCCUGCGAUCCACACGACCCCAACGACCCCUACAAGCUUCAGUGUGACUGCCAACACAACACUUGUGGAACGUCAUGUGACCAGUGUUGCCCCGGAUUCAACCAGAUUCCAUGGAAACCAGCGACCACUUACCAGGCUAACGAGUGUGAACCGUGUAACUGUAACCGCCAUUCGUUUGUCUGUUACUACGACCCCGAGGUCGACCAGAGGAGAGCUAGCGUCAACGUCCAGGGACAGUACAGAGGCGGUGGAGUCUGCAUGGAGUGUCAGCAUCACACCGCUGGUGUCAACUGUGAGCGCUGUAUCCUCACCUACUACAGAUCACCUGACCAUCCUCUGGACUCCCCAUUGGCCUGCUCCCCCUGUGUGUGCCAGUCAGAGUUCACCGAUGGUACCUGUGAGGAUCUGACGGGUCGUUGUUACUGUAAACCCAACUACACCGGAGAGAACUGUGACUCCUGUGCUGAGGGAUACAUUAACUUCCCAGACUGCUACCACUGUGAGUGCAGUGCUGCAGGUACGGAGGGAAACUCCUGCCGUACAGAUCCGCGUACCCGUGCCUGUAUCUGUAAACCCGGUUUCACUGGGGACCACUGUGACAGCUGUGCACCAGGGCACUACGGACUCAACUGCCAGAUGUGUGGCUGUAGCAGCGUGGGAACUCUCCCAGAGGGCUGUGAUGUGUCUGGACGGUGUGUGUGUCGUCCGGAGUUCCAGGGGCCGCGAUGUGAGCAGUGUAGAUCAGGCUUCCACUCCUACCCCAACUGCCAAGUGUGCACCUGUGAUCCUCGUACCUCCCUGGACUCUAGCUGCAGUGUGUCAGGCCACUGCCACUGCAGACCCAACUACAGCGGCGCCGCCUGUGACCAGUGUGCUCCCGGUUUCUACGGCUUCCCCAGCUGCACACCUUGUCAGUGCUCAGCUGAGGGCUCCAGGUUCAGUAGCUGUGACCAGGUGAGUGGUCAGUGUACCUGUCUACCCAACGUCGUGGGACAGAGGUGCGACACCUGCAGCUCUGGAACCUAUGGAUUCCCCAGGUGUCAAGCUGGCACAUGCAACCCAGCCGGCUCGGUGCAGAACGAGGUCCUGCCAGCUGUCGGUUCCUGUGAGUGUCUUCCUUAUGUGGAGGGUGUGGCUUGUGACAGGUGUAAACCUCUGUUCUGGAACCUGUCACCUGACACCGUCUACAGAUGUUCCAACUGUGAAUGCAACGUUGAAGGCACUGUGGCCGGUGUGGCAGAGUGUGCUCAGAAUAACGGCCAAUGUCACUGUAAACCCAACGUGUGCAGUGGCACCUGCUCUGUGUGUAAAGACGGAUACUUCAACCUGCAGAGUGGCAGCUUCUUCGGCUGUCAAG
This is a messenger RNA of Salvelinus namaycush (lake trout), 2518 nucleotides long. RefSeq names its product laminin subunit alpha-5-like. NCBI's taxonomy places the organism in Eukaryota, Metazoa, Chordata, Actinopteri, Salmoniformes, Salmonidae. Gene Ontology annotation, cellular component: basement membrane. Gene Ontology annotation, biological process: axon guidance. The annotation marks the transcript as partial. The record is from RefSeq and is a predicted model, not a curated record. The transcript has 18 exons.